Rhopalosiphum padi (bird cherry-oat aphid) is the source of this 1642-nucleotide messenger RNA. It is a transcript of the gene Coq4, whose product is annotated as ubiquinone biosynthesis protein COQ4 homolog, mitochondrial. The record is from RefSeq and is a predicted model, not a curated record. Gene Ontology annotation, cellular component: mitochondrial inner membrane; mitochondrion. Bases 408 to 1157 code for a protein of 249 amino acids. The transcript has 7 exons. Gene Ontology annotation, biological process: ubiquinone biosynthetic process. Lineage: Eukaryota; Metazoa; Arthropoda; Insecta; Hemiptera; Aphididae.
CCAUUACUUUGUUUAAUAUUUUCAUUUUUUGGUCAUAUUAUAUAGUAUUAUAGUUGUUUACUACCUAAAUACUAAAUAGUAAAUAGUAUCAAAAUUCAAAAUUAGACCUCUAUAUUACUUAAAAAUUCAAUCGUUCAUAAUCACAGAAUCCAGAUUUGAUAAUAACAAUACUUUUCACCAGUAACCGUCAAUUGAUAGUCAAUUAAAAGUUAAAAAACAGUGUGAAUGGUGAUAAAUUAUAAUAUCAUAUCGUAAAUUCAUAAUCAAUGAUUUAUUAAAGUAUUAUUUUAAUUGAACACUAAGAAAUUCGUCGUCUUUUAGAUAAUAAUUAUAAUAUUAUUAGUUACAACAGAUAAAAUCAAUAUUAUAAUUUAUAACAUAUUUUUCAAAAAAUCAUAGUAUUCAAAAUGUUAAAAAAAAUGAUUGUAUCAAAUAACCGAAUGUAUCGACAUAUGUCUGAUUUUGUAACUCAAUAUAAUGAAAAUCAUAUAUCCACCACACCGUUCCAAAAGUUAUUAUUAUCAGUCGGUUCUGCUACUGUUUCAUUGUUUGAUCCUCAAAGAGCAGAUAUGAUUGCCACUAUGGGAGAAACAACUGGAACAUUUGCGUUGAAGUAUAUGAGAGAUAAAAUGAUUUCUAAUCCUGAAGGCAACGAAAUAUUACAAUUACAGCCACGAAUUAACACUUCAACAGUUGAUCUUGAUAAGUUAAAAUGUAUGCCAGAAAAUACUCUCGGAUAUGCUUACUUUCAAUUUUUAAAUCAUAAUAAAGUAACUCCAGACUCCCGAGGAUCAGUACAAUUUGUUGAUGAUGUUCAAUUAGCAUAUGUGAUGCAGAGAUAUAGAGAAGUACAUGAUUUAUUUCAUACAGUGUUGGGAAUGCCUACAAAUAUGUUAGGAGAAGUAACAGUAAAAUGGAUUGAAGCAUUUCAAACUAAGUUACCAAUGACUUUGAGUGGAGGUCUUUUUGGAGCUAUACGACUUAAACCAAAGCAAAGAGAACAGUAUGUUCAACAUUAUUUACCAUGGGCCAUUCAAACAGGACUAAACAGUAAUUUCAUGUUAAAUAUUUAUUUUGAAAAAAGAUGGGAACAACCAAUAGAAGAACUACAUAAAGAAUUAAAUAUAAAACCUUUAGAAAUAAUUAAUUUAAAAUAAAAACUGUUGCUAUGUGCUGAAGUUGAGCCAUGGGAAUUUGUUCUGUUUUUGUUGAUUUUAUUGUAUUAGAAAUAAGUUGAAGUUUGAGAGACUCAUACUUGGACUAAAAUUUUAAAAAUAAUUCCAUAUUAAACUAAUAUUUUCAUUUUUCAUUCCCAUUAUUUAAUAGGUAUUCAAUUUGCUUCUUUUAAUCAUAAUGUUUAUCUAAUACUAUAUUUUAUAUGUUAAACCAUACUACUAUAUUUAAAGAUAUAUAUAUACAAUUGUCUAUAACUUAUUACUAAAUUUAAAUGUAUAAUUGUUUCCGUUAAAUCCUAUAAAUUAUAUUAACACUUAUAACUUGUUAUAACCAAACACAGAAUUUCUGACAAAAUAUUGUGUGACAAUAAGCAACCUGUUGAAUAAGAAGUUCAAUUUAUAUUUUUUUCUAAAAUAAAAUUCGAUUCUUUCUUUAUUAUAAAUAUAUGUAAAUAAUUAAUGUGAAA